Naumovozyma dairenensis CBS 421 is the source of this 438-nucleotide messenger RNA. RefSeq names its product Erg28p (gene ERG28). Bases 1 to 438 code for a protein of 145 amino acids. NCBI's taxonomy places the organism in Eukaryota, Fungi, Ascomycota, Saccharomycetes, Saccharomycetales, Saccharomycetaceae. The record is from RefSeq and is a predicted model, not a curated record. Gene Ontology annotation, cellular component: membrane; endoplasmic reticulum. The transcript has a single exon. Gene Ontology annotation, molecular function: protein-macromolecule adaptor activity.
AUGUCUAACAUCCUAACCCAAAUUCAAGCAUCCCUUCAAAGAAUGCCACAAGGAUAUUUGCCUAAAUGGCUCCUUUUCAUUUCUAUUGUGUCAAUUUUCAAUUCAAUCCAAACUUACUUCUCUGGUUUAGAACUAACACGUAAGGUUUACGCUGGGAAGCCCAAAGAAACUACAUUUUUAAGUGCAAGAACUUUCGGUACAUGGACUUUCAUUUCCUGUGUCAUUAGAUUAUAUGGUGCUUUUUAUUUGAAUGAACCUCACAUUUACCAAUUAGCGUUUAUUUCCUACAUUGUUGCAUUGGUUCAUUUCGGUUCUGAAUUAUUGAUUUUCCGUACCUGUAGUUUCAAUUCAGGAUUCAUGGGCCCAUUGAUUGUUUCAACUACUUCUUUGAUUUGGAUGUAUAACCAAAAGGAAUUCUACACCGGUGUACCAUGGUAA